GGACAAUGAAAGAAAGAAACCGAGGACAGAUUUAGCAGAUGAAAAAGGCGGUGGUGACCCAGAUCAAGCUAACCACAGGACCGCCCGCCGCGUGCGAUUUAAGGGGGGGAGGAGGUAGAGUGAGGGGAUGCAGUCAGUGUGAAAUGUCAACGAGGAGUUUAGUGGUUUUAUUUAAACGUCCAGCUGCACUUUCUUUGUGAGUUCCAAUAAUCUCGGAGGCACAGAGGGAGCGGGUCGGGAGAGGGCUUGAAGGGGGUUGGGGAGUGAAAGAGAGGAAGGAAGAGGGUGGGUUCGUCAGGAAAGUAGAGAGGAGCUGAGAGUUUUCUGAGCAUCUGAUCCGGACUCGCUGAGGAGGAGAAGAAAGGAGGAGGAGAAGGAGGUGUGAAUAUAUGAAGAAAAGAGGAAAUAAUAAAGGGAAUUUGAAAUAAAAACGUAGGAAAUAGCUACACUGCUGGCGGGGAAUCGAGGACUGAGCAGGAAUGUUACCGGUGAUCCUGACAGUCUAUCUCAAUGACACCCAGCAGAUGUUAACUGAGGUCCCAGUUACUCCAGCAACAAGAGUGGUUGAUGUGGUGGAGUACUGCAAGGAGGCUGGUGAGGGGGAUUGUCACCUGGCCGAGGUCUGGAAUGGACAAGAGCGAGCUCUUCCUCCGGAGCUGUUAUUGUUGGACCUUCUUCAGCGGUGGGGAGCCAGGAGGCCCGAGGUCAGCUUCUACCUCAGACACUGCCCCCCCUGGCCUCAAGAUGGUCCGCAGUUGGAGCAGAGCUGGACCACGGAGGCUGCAGAGAGUCCCAGUGAUAAGGUUCCCCGUGUGGAGCUGACCCUCUCUGAGCUCCAGGAAAUGGCCACAAGACAGCAGCAACAAAUCGAGGCUCAGCAGCAGAUGUUGCUGGCCAAGGAGCAGAGGCUGCGGUAUCUCCAGCAGGGCGGCAAAUCUAACCAGGGACAGACUCAGCCUGAAGCUGAGAAGCUGCAGCGGCUGAAGGAGCGCAUGGAGACGCAGGAGGCGAAGCUGAAGAAGAUCCGAGCCAUGAGAGGACAGGUCGACUACAGCAAAGUGAUCAACGGAAAUCUAUCUGCAGAGAUCGAUCAUGUCUCAAGCCUGUUUCAAGAAAAGCAGGCGGAGCUGCAGACUGCUGUAAUCCGGGUCGAUCAGUUGACUCAACAGCUGGAAGACCUGAGGAGAGGACGCCUUCAGCUCCACUCUGGAGCACCAGUUCAGGGAGUAUUCCCAGGAACCCAGGGGGCCGCUCAUAAAGGAUCCCCUUUGUCUGGUCCUGCAGCUGUGGAGCUGAGGAAACUUUACCAGGAACUGCAGGCCCGUAACCGUCAUAAUCUGGAGCAGAGCAGCAAGCUGGCUCAGAAUAAGGAGCUGCUGAACAAGAGGAAUGCCCAGGUGUCGGUGAUGGACCAGCGCAUCGGGGACUUGAGGGAGCGACUGCAUAAAAAAAGAGCAGAAUUGAGCCGUAUGAACGGUGGAGCCCCGGCUUCCCCCCAGAAUUCACCCCAACCAAGUGGUGGCGUUUCGGGCCGAGUGGCGGCUGUCUGCCCCUACAUCCAGGUUCCUGCUGAGGGGAAACAGGAGGCGGGUUACCCUCUUUCUGCUGACCCCCCGUCCAAACCCACCCCCCUGAACCAUGUCCGUUCUGCCUCAGAGGAGGACAGAAGUGGGAUCAGGAAGCCCCCCAGCCAGUGGAAAGUGUCAGAUUUAGACAUCGUCCUGUCUGAGCCCGCAGAGACGUGGCAGGAAACUCUGUCCUCUAAAGGGGAGGACAGUAACAACACAAAUGAAGCGUCAUGGCCGAGCAUCAGUAAAGGUGUACCAGACUGGAGAACCGGCAGUCCAGAACAGCUCCCCUCUGGUUAUGGGACAUACCCCAGCGCCACCCACCAGGCAGCGGGGCAUCACUGUGCAACAAGCUCCCUGCCCCGCUCUGCUCCCGGCACUCUGGGCUGGCCCCGAUCCAGCGUCACAAACGGCGCCUCCUCCCCAUCGUCAUCGCCCAAUUCCCAGCAAAUACAGCAGCGCAUCUCCGUCCCUCCUCAUUCAAGCCAAGGUUCUGCCAUCUCCUCUCAGCCAACUCCAGCGUCUCCACAAACGGAGCGCACAGAUCCCCCCCCAGCAGUGGCCGUGCGCCCCUUCGUGCACGACCACUCGUCCAGGCCGCAGUCGCCCAGAAAGGGCCCAGCCACCAUGAACAGCAGCUCCAUCUACAGCAUGUAUCUCCAUCAGCCUCAGGCCACAAAGUAUGGCUCUCUCAGCAACAGAACUACCGUCAAAGCCGUUUACGGAAAACCCAUCCUUCCCUCCUCGUCCACCUCUGCGUCUCCCGUCCCCUUCUACCAGGGGGGAAGAGGAACGAAAGCGAGUGGAGAGGAUGUCAUGGAUAAAGGAGUAAAAGGAGAGAGCGGGGAUGGGAAAAUCCUUCCUCCACCCAGCGUGGACAACAUCCCUCGUCCACUAAGUCCUACUAAGCUCACCCCAGUGGCUCACUCGCAGCUCCGAUACCAGAGUGAUGCCGAUCUGGAGGUUCUCCGGCGGCGUCUCAGCAACGCUCCACGACCCCUGAAGAAGAGAAGCUCCAUCACUGAACCCGAGGGCCCUCAGGGGCCCAACAUCCAGAAGCUGCUUUACCAGAGAUUCAACACAUUGGCUGGAGGCAUGGAGGGGGUUUCGGCCAACACUUUCUACCAGCCUGACAGUCUGUUAGGAGAAACCGACAUCAUCCAUUCAGCUAACGGAGGUGCAGAUCCCAGUGACAAGCAUGUCAGCAUGGCGGCUGUCGAGGUCAAAGGUCAAAAAGUGAGCCUGGAGCCCCGCCGCUCGUCUCCUCCUUUAUCCACUCCGGAAGCAUCCAAAGAGGCGGCCUCAGCGGAGAGCAGCAGCAGCCACGUCUCCUCCUCUCCACCCAUCAGCACAGCUCCUGCACCUGCAAAGCUGGACGACCAGAACAACAACCACCAAAGAGGAUCCAGUCCUGGUCACAACGCAGAGAGACACAACCCCCCCUCUCCGCUGCCCCCUGCCCCUCCCUCACUGCCCAAGACAAAGCGGAGCAACCUGAAGAAGCCUUCAUCGGAGCGGACGGGACACGGUCUGAGGGUGAAGUUCAACCCUCUGGCUCUGCUGCUGGACGCCUCCUUAGAGGGGGAGUUUGAUCUGGUGCAGAGGAUCAUCUAUGAGGUGGAAAACCCCAGCAUGCCCAACGACGAAGGCAUUACUCCCCUCCACAACGCCGUCUGCGCUGGUCACCACCACAUCGUGAAGUUCCUGCUGGACUUUGGAGUCAACGUUAACGCGGCCGACAGUGACGGAUGGACUCCUCUUCACUGUGCCGCCUCGUGCAACAGCGUUCACCUCUGUAAGAUGCUGGUGGAGUCCGGAGCGGCCAUUUUCGCCACAACAAUCAGUGACGUUGAAACUGCAGCGGACAAAUGUGAAGAAAUGGAGGAGGGCUACACUCAGUGUUCUCAGUUCCUGUAUGGUGUGCAGGAGAAGUUGGGUGUGAUGAACAAAGGCUUGGUGUACGCGCUGUGGGACUACGCCGCCCAGGAGGCCGACGAGCUCUCCUUCAGCGAGGGGGAUGCCAUAACGGUGCUGCGUCGCCGUGACGACACUGAAACAGACUGGUGGUGGGCACGACUGAACGACCGCGAGGGAUACGUUCCCAGAAACCUCCUGGGGCUGUAUCCAAGGAUCAAACCCAGACAACGCUCGCUGGCAUGAAGCCCAGACCACCAGACACGCCGGCAGAAGCCACGUGCACGCCGAAACACGACAAAGAGAAAGAGGAGCAUGCAGUUCGGAAACAGAGACGGAAAACUGAACUGAGGAUGGGAAAGAAAAUGGCAGAGACUGCAUUUAGUCUGAAUGUAGCAGAACCAAUUCAUGGUAGAAGCAUUGUUUUUUUUACCGGCCUGGAUUCCUGGAUCCACUGCUCGACCGGCUUCACAAGAAUUCAGCAGCAUGUGAAAGGUGCUGAAAAAAAAAUUCAAUUUAACUUUUGGAUGCAACUUCAACUUUAAAGCAGCUUUAGAAAAUGAAAAAUAUGAUGUUUUCAAGUUCUAUGUGAUAUUCUCCAAAGAAUUUACCAUUAGCCGUCACUUGACCUUUUUUAUGGUUUUAAUAGCCAAAGAAAAAAUGGUGAAAGGAGGUGAAAGAAAGUGCAUUUUGAAUGUGAAGAUGGAGAGAAAGGAAGACAAAAGGUGUAUGAAAGUUCUCGAUUGGGUGAAAAAAGGGUUUUAUUGGAAGUCAUUUUCAUGUCAAUGUUGUUUUGACAGUGAAAAGCAGAAGAAAAGAAGUAAGUGGGUUUAAAAAGUGGCUGAUUUUUAUAGUUCAGAAUAAAGAGGCAGGCUCCUAUUAUAACAGACAACUGACUGAAUUCACUGAUGAGAUAAAGUGUUCCCUAAAAACAAAAACCACAGUGUUAAAAGAUUUAAUCAGCUCUUAUUAAGUCAGCCUCUGUUUCGAAUGUAACAAACUAUGAAAUGUUUCAGUGUUAUUAUUUUUCUCACCUUUUCAUUAGUGUUAUGUUUAAUAACCCUUAAGUUUAUUUAAAACAAAACAAUUUUUUUGUAUUUCUAUGAAUAAAUAUAACUAGUAUACCUUUGAUUUUCUGUCAAUAAUGACUCGCUUCUGCCACCUAGUGUACAGAAAGGGUUUGACAAAUGAAAGAUCUGGUUACCAAACCCCCUGCUGUAUGAAAUAUGAAGCAAUAAGCUGAAGGAUGUUUGAUGUGAUGGUUGAAGAUGAUUUUUUUGAGUAUGAAUCAUCACUCUGUGUAUAUGCAAGCUGUAACUGUACAUGUAAUGUGCAAUAAUAAAAGUUUAAUCCCUG
This is a messenger RNA of Oryzias melastigma (Indian medaka), 4838 nucleotides long. RefSeq names its product apoptosis-stimulating of p53 protein 1. The transcript has 24 exons. Gene Ontology annotation, biological process: regulation of apoptotic process. Bases 480 to 3728 code for a protein of 1082 amino acids. NCBI's taxonomy places the organism in Eukaryota, Metazoa, Chordata, Actinopteri, Beloniformes, Adrianichthyidae. Gene Ontology annotation, molecular function: p53 binding. Gene Ontology annotation, cellular component: nucleus. The record is from RefSeq and is a predicted model, not a curated record.